Styela clava is the source of this 2429-nucleotide messenger RNA. RefSeq lists its product as uncharacterized. The record is from RefSeq and is a predicted model, not a curated record. Lineage: Eukaryota; Metazoa; Chordata; Ascidiacea; Stolidobranchia; Styelidae.
AUUGUUUUCGGCGUAUAUGGGCAUAUCUAGAUAGUUGCCAACAUUUCGUGAAUUUUGAGGUUAUAUAUGAACCGAAUAUGGCUAUUACAAUUGAAUCACAUGGGUGGACUCGGGUUAGAUGUACUCUCUUCAAAUGACACAUUCAACUAUGGAUUGGAAUGGCUGAUAUGUGCAGGACUGAGUGCACCUUUGGGACUAUUCUCUUUAUAUGUGGCCAUCACACAAGUUGCAUACUGUGUUCUUAAGUCGGGAAUGACAAAAAGGAGCUCGGAGAAACGACGAUUAAGCAGCACAGGAUCAAAUAGUCACAGUCGCAAAGCAAAUGUUAAAGAUAGGCACGCCUUCAUUCUCAAUACUAUGUGUGCUAUUGGAGCUAUUUGCGCAUUUUUGCGUGCAGGUUUCGAUUUUCGCCUUGUUUUUGGCAACAAUACUGAUCUCGGAUGUGACUUGUCCAUUAAAUUCAAGUUAGCGGCUUAUGCUUUUUCGCUCGUGGCGGUAUAUCUUGUAUUAUGGCUCCGUCAACGAACCUUCUACCAGCAUCCAAGAUUGAAGCAUCUCAGCUCUAAACUUGUCAGGGUUAUAAGCUGGACAAUGUGUAUUCUUAUCGUUACUGGAACGGUAUCAACAGCAAUUCUAUUCUUUUCAGUUGGGCGUUACGUAGGCGCACCGAACGGAUGCGUCGUCAAGAAAAGCGAGGUCACGUCGAUACGAUGGAUUAUCCUGAUAGGAUGCACCACAUUUUUUCAGAUAUGUCUUCUCACUCUCUUUGUUUAUCCACUUGUAAAACACAACAUGAGCGUACGUUCCGGUUCUACUUGUGGAAAUAAUAAAAAUAACCCGAUCAUACUCCUCAUACAGAGGGCAACGAUCACAUCUGCUAUAUGUGUAACGACGGACAUAGCGUUCGCGCUAAUAAUUUUGAUUUUGAAUAGAGAAAUUGUGACUAUGUCAACAUUCAUUUAUGACGUCAACAUUGUUGUUAACACAAUGUUGAUCAUAUUUUCGUUUCCGGAUUGGAAAAUAAGACUCAUGCCAUGGCGUGUGAAUUCGAACGAAGAACAACCCACCGAACUAAGCACAGAUGCGACGUCAAGGACCCGCAUAAGCGAGACAAAUGUGAUAUCUGCUAAUUCAAUUGCAUAGCUGCUGAGAAUAAACACAUUAAUGACUUCUAUUGUUGUUCUAACUGUACGUUUGUGUGUAUAUUCUGACUCAUAUGUACAGUAUUCUUUCCAUUUAUUUCAAAAUACACGGCUUGUCUUUUUGUGGGGGUGGAGGAUUGAACUGUUUUAUCUGGUAUCUUAGAAACGUUCUAUGUACAGUAUUCUAUGUAUCCCUUGUUCGAUUUUGAUUUUAUAUCGCUAAAAAUAUUAUUUCAUUUGAAAAAAGCUUUUCCAUCAUAUAAAUUGCUAGAGAUUUAUACACAAUACGGAAAUGUAUUCUAUGUAUCCCAUGUUCGAUUUGAAUAUUAUAUCAAUAAAAUGUUAUUUCUUUUGAAAAAAGCUUUUCCUCCAUAUAAAUUGAUAGAGAUUUAUAUAUACACAUUACGGAAAAAGCACAAUGAAAAUAGCUACACUUUACUUUAUACAAUCGCACUAAUUUUGCGGGAUUAUCCGAUUUGUGAGUCGGAUUUCUUAAUGUAGAGUUUUAAUUACCAAAGAUAAAUUUUACUACAUGUGUAUUUAUAAAUAUAUAUAUAUACAUCUUUUUAUUGUUCGUGUUAUGCAGCAUAUAUGUAGUCACAAGGGUUAAUCUUAUUCUACCAUACAAUUUGAAUGUCUUUGGCCCGCAAUAGCUGUUAAACCAUUUUUAAACAAAUAGCAAGCUUACAAUGUAUAUUCUACAUUACUGAAGUUGAAUGUAAACGCACACGCAGACUGUUACCAAGAAACAGUAUUGAAUCACCGCCUGCUAUGAGAUUGUCUUUGCAGGAAAUUAUAGUAAAACACUUGUUCGUUAUCUUCAAAACAAAAGCUCUGGAGUCGCGAUAAUUUUUACUUUUUAUUAACCAACUUACGUUUUACUCAGCCUCCAAUUUAAAUCAUAUUAUACAAUUCCAUUAUGAAAUUUAGAAACUUACAAUGAUUAUAAACUUUGUGAAAAAAUAUGUUAAGUCAAUAGAAAAUAUUUUUUGAUUUUUGUACAGUAUUUCAUUGGAUUGAUAGUGAAUUAAAUUGUCACAUGAUAUUAUAUUCUGAAUAUUGGUGAUUUUAUAUUAUAAAUUUUGCAGAACAGAUAAACUUGAAUCAGCCUAUGGUCAAUCACUUCUCCACAAAUCUUCCCCGAGAGCAUAUAAACUUGAAUUACCAAUUUCUAGAAAUACAUUGCGAUUGCAAAAAGUAUGCUUUUAAAACAAAUAGGUGCACUGCCUCGAGCAACAGCGAUUUUUGACAGUUCGGGUCCGUGAAUGUCUUGGGUAUUACCAAAUG